CUAGCACACACAGCAGACGCGCAACGAUGUGCGCCGAGCGGUUGGAGCCAGUCUCCCUGCAUUGCCAAUUUCAUUGAACCGAAGACUGCAUUGUUACCAUUUUUGAAGACCCAAGUUAACCUUUUAUUCACAACACUCCUUCCUUUUCGUCCUUGUCUUGUCUUUUCAAUAUGUGCUGAUAUUGAAGGGGAGAGGGGAAGGUAGAAUGGGCGAAACCCUCUGGUUCCCUGUGUAACUCUGGGAAUGGAUCCGACGUUCUCGCAGGGAGACAAAGACAAUGAGGUCCGUCUGGAGGGGAUGAGGGAUGGGGCUGGCUUCAUGAGAAUGCCAGAGCACCCCUGUGGGAGUCCCGUAGCCUAGCCGUCCAGCACCUCUCCUCCUGGAUGAGGGAGGGUGAGCCCUUCACCUCUCCUCUCUCCCUGCUGCACUCUGCCGGAGGACAGCGCCUCUCCUCGUCCUCUUCCUCAUCAGUGGCCGCUACUGCCCUUGUCGCCGCCAUGACCCUGGAGCAGAAGACCACCUUCGCCCUGGUCCUCUUCCUCUUCGGUGUCCUCCUCAUCCUAAUCGUGCGGUGCUUUCGCAUCCUGCUGGACCCCUACCGCAGCAUGCCCACCUCCACCUGGGCAGACGGCCUGGACGGGCUGGAGAAGGGCCAAUUCGACUAUACACUGGCAUAG
Messenger RNA from Oncorhynchus gorbuscha (pink salmon), 677 nucleotides. RefSeq names its product cortexin-3. The transcript has 2 exons. NCBI's taxonomy places the organism in Eukaryota, Metazoa, Chordata, Actinopteri, Salmoniformes, Salmonidae. The record is from RefSeq and is a predicted model, not a curated record. The coding region runs from base 384 to 677 and encodes 97 amino acids.